Molecule: messenger RNA, 3854 nt
Organism: Ictalurus furcatus (blue catfish)
Lineage: Eukaryota; Metazoa; Chordata; Actinopteri; Siluriformes; Ictaluridae
Exons: 13
Coding region: 257-2857 (866 amino acids)
Biological process (GO): innate immune response; regulation of apoptotic process; inflammatory response
Molecular function (GO): GTP binding
Source: RefSeq, a predicted model, not a curated record
CCUUUCACUAUCGCGCGCACAGCAUUUACAGAACUUUAAAUGUUUACGUGUUACAGACACGCAACGUUCACAUAGACACAGAUAGUUUCCUUUUUUUUCCUUUCUUUUUUUGGAUUGAUCAAAAGAUAAUUAGCUGGUAGUUAAUUAUCAUUAUGAAGCGUGCUGUACAUGUUCUUAAACCGAAACUGAACAGAAGUAUCUCUCACUUCCUGAACACCGACAUUCAGAUGUGAAAGAGAUAGAGAACUAGUCAGAGAUGGCUUGGAGUAACAUCAGUUACAGAUCUGGUGAUGCACACCAUCUCUCAGAACUGAGGCUUGUGCUACUGGGCUGUAGGACUGCAGGGAAAAGUUCAUCUGGAAACACCAUCUUGGGCAGCGAGGAGUUUGACUUACGAGGAAGUGCACAGUGUGUGAAGAGACAGGGAGAAGUUGCAGGGAGGAAGAUCACUGUGGUUGAAGUUCCAGGAUGGCAGAGAGAUAAAUCUGUAACGCAGGCGCUCAAACAGGAGAUUGUGCUCAGUGUGUCCAUGUGUCCUCCAGGUCCACACGCUGUUCUGCUGGUUAUGCGUUUGGACUUCAAAUCAUGGGAGAGUGAAAAAAACGCACUGAGAGGAUGUAUGAAGCUUCUUACCCAAAGAGUCUGGAGUCACAGUAUAGUUCUGUUUACCAUUGGGGACUGGAUAAGAGACCAAACUAUAGAGCAGUACAUUGAGUGUAAAGGAAAGGCCCUUCAGUGGCUGGUUGAACACUGUGGAAACAGAUAUCAUGUUUUCAACAAUAAUAGCAGAAAUGAUAAUACCCAGGUCACCGAGCUUCUGGAGAAGAUAGAGAAGAUGGUGGCAGGAAACGGAGGCGGGCAUUUGGAAAUUGACACCAAGAUAUUACAAGAAGUGAAAGAGAGGAAGACUGCAGAGGAAGACAGAUCAAAGGAGAGGAGGAUGAAGGUGUCAAAUCAGAGAAAAUUCUUUAGGAAACACUGGUUUGCUAUAGACCAUCUAUCUGAAGUGAGGAUCGUGCUGCUGGGCUACAGGAAUGCUGGGAAAAGUUCAUCAGGAAACACCAUCCUGGGCAAUGAUACAUUUGAGUUCAACCAACGUGACAAGUGUGUGAAGAGACAGGGAAAAGUAGCAGGAAGGAUGAUCACUGUGAUUGAAGCUCCAGGGUUUUUGAGAAGCUACUCCACUGAGUCACUUAAAGAGGAGUUUGAGCUCAGUGUCUCCAUGUGUCCUCCAGGUCCACAUGCUGUACUGCUGGUCAUGUGCUUGGACUUCAAAUUUAGGGAAAAACAAAGAAAAGCAUUAGUCAGAUACCUGGAUCUUCUCGGUGAGAGAGUCUGGAGCCACAUUAUAAUCCUCUUUACAUAUGGGGACUUUCUGGGAGACACAACCAUAGAAAGACACAUUGAGAGUGAAGGAACAGCUCUGCAGUGGCUGGUUGAGAAAUGUGGAAACAGAUAUCAUGUUUUUAAUAAUAAAAACAGACGUGAUAACACCCAGGUCAGGGAAUUGCUAGAGAAGAUCGAGGAGAUGGUGUCAGUAAAUGGGGACUGUUUUCGGGACAUGAACUUUGAAGCAUGGAGGAGGAGAUCAGGAAAAGAGGCACCAACUAUAUAUUUCAGGCGUCCCUUGCCUGAGGUACAGGUUGUGCAGUUCCAGAGUUCCACUGGCAUUCCCAGGUUACAGUGGGCGAGUGGGUUUAAUCCUGAGCUCAACUAUUUCACCGCUGUCAAUCAGGGUCUCCUCCGGAGUCCUCCCACCUCUCAAAAACAUGACUCAGCCGACACUGAACUAUUGAUUCGUAAAUUAGUUAAAAGCCGUUCUGAGGAAAACCGGAUUCUCUGCCUUCCUGCUGGUGAGUUUAUGUGCAAAUCCACUGACCUUGUGUUUAAGCUGGAAGAACAAGGGAGCGUGCUGUACAGAAUAGUGUCCUGGGACCACCGUUUCUUUGGUGGAUUACACCAAAUGGAGUUUGCAGGACCUCUGUACAGUAUUGACUGCUGGGAAGAUUCCAUCCGUCACCUCCACCUUCCGCACUGCGAGAUCCGUAAAGAUGUGGUUAAACUGACUGUGGCACACAUGACCGGUGGAAAUGUGGAGAUCAUUCAGCCGCUGAAAGUAACAGACACACACGUGAUCAUAGACAUUCAACGUCUCUCCCUUUUUGGUCUGUUAAAAUCACUGCUAUUCCCAGCGUAUCCCAUCAGAGCCCAAGUUCUCCUGUUCUAUAAUAAUAGGAUGAGGAAACUGCACAUCCAUCUGUUACCAGGGAACGUCCCCGUUGAUGAGGUACAGAAAAGACAUGACACCCACACAUACAUUUUGACAAGCUCCAAAUGUCAGCUGACACCUGGUAAAAUAUACAGACCAUGCUGUAAAACUACUGACUGUGAUUAUGUAUCCCAACCAGAGGAUGAGACGUUUGAUUGUGACUACGGCCCCAACUUUCACCCUACAUUUGAAGUGCUCUUUAAUACUGAGGUGAAUAAAGUCACAUUAAGUCUUUUGGAUGAAACGUGCCAGGUGGUGUGGAAGCCUCGUAUGGUCUUGCUUACAGGUACAGAGAGAGCCAGAAUGGAUAGAACAGGUGCUGAGUUUGUGGACAAACACAGAGAAACGCUCAUUCAGAGAGUUUCUUCUGUAAUGGAGAUAGCAGACUGUUUAAAAAGCAAGAACAUGAUUCGUGAUGAAAUGUACUAUAACAUUAAAGAGGAAUCAACAUCUUAUAAGCAAAUGAGGCUCCUGUACAGAUCUCUCGACACGGGUGGAAGAGCUGUGAAAGAAGAAUUCUGUAAAAUCCUCCGGGAGAAAGAGCCGUUCUUAGUGAAUGAUCUGGAGUCUGGAUCGAGCCUGGAUUAGCGGACCUUGCACGUCUUCGUAAAGGCACUUUGUUUUGCACGCAAUAAGACACUCGUUUAUUUUGUGCGGUUCUACAGAAUUGUAUAUAAAAAUAGGACAAUUUUAUAUAUUUUUAUGAUUGUGUUUUUAAUUGUGUAAUUUUUUAGAUUGGCUCUAUUUUGUAUUUCUAACAGUAUCAUGAACACAUUUAUUGUCGUAUUUUAGCCUCCGGUUGAUGUACAAGUACGUCAUAUGAACAUUUCAUUAUUGUAUGUUGCAUAUUUAAAUUUUCAAUUCCAUAAAAUUAGAAUCAGGUGUUCCAGUCAUAAGAAGCUGUUCAGGGAGUGCAGGUUGAACCUGAACUUAAAGGUUUUGCACUUGUGAGUAUAUAGGAUAUUUCCAAUAGAGUUCACUUAUAUUAGUGCGAUUAACUUGUUUUCUGAAUUGAACCCCUUGAUCCUCGCAUCCGAUUUUUCUCACUAUAAACUAUCAUGUAUAACUGUCACCACAUUCUAUUCGCAUUUUAUACAAAAAUUCAUUUCUGCAUUCAUACUGAACACAUAAACUGUGAUACAGCUCUGUAACAUGGCUAGCACAAAUGUGACUGUUAAUAUUAAAGCAAUAACAUUCUGUAGCUUUCUGCAAAGACUUCAAAGCAACCACGAGAAACAUUUCAGCGAAUCGAGCCUAAACAGAACAUGCUAAUGCUAGUAAGUCAGUGACAUGCUAAUUUACUAGCAUGGGGGGAUCUUAAAAAAAAUAAAAAUAAUAAUACUGAUAAUAAUAUACUAAACGAAUUGUUAAAAAAAUCUAUUAAUAGUACUGAAGGAAAAAACGAAGCUUUUCAAAGCUUCGAAUGAAUUGAAUCAAAAUGAUUCACUGUUUCACGCCACACUCUGGCGACCCCUGCUGGCCAAACAGUGUAAACGCAACGAGCUCUAGCCCCAAACAUAAUGAGACCUAGUACAAACAAUUGCAAAUAUCUUCAUAACAGUGUAAUGUUUUCGAUAUAAUUUAC